CCAAAUUCAUCGAGGCAUCACAAGAGCUAAUCACUCAUUUGGUGAAGCACUUUGAAUCCAAACUCAGUUCUUGGAAAAAGAAAAUUUUUAGUCAAAGUGGUCGUUUAAUCCUAAUCAAACAUGUUCGUGCUUCUAUCCCUAUUCAUCAUCUUGCUGCAGCUAACAUUCUAAGAUCUGUCCAGAUUAUUUUGAAUAGAAUAAUGGACAGGUUCUUCUGGGGCUCUACUGAUUCCAAACAAAAAUAUCAUUGGACAAAUUGGAGUAAAAUUGCCAAACCUACAAGUGAGGGAGGCUUAAAUAUUCGUUCUUUUUCUGAUAUUCAAGCUGCUUUUCAUCUUAAAUCUUGGUGGGCUUGGCGUGAGGGUUCCUUUUUUUGGGCCUAGACCAUUUGAUUCCCCAGUUUGGAAGCAACUGUGUAAAGUACGUGACUUGGGUGAAGAUAGUAUUGAAGAAGAUGAUAAUCACAAACUUAUCUGGAAAUCAGAGCCCCUGGGAGCAUUUUCUCUUGCUCCGGCUUAUGAGCUGGUUCAUGAUUCCUCCUCAGUUCUAUUCUCGUUAGUUUCAACAGGCUUGGCAUCCCCACCAAAAGUUGAAUAUAAAGCUUUUCUUAUGGAAACGGUUGAAUCAUUAUCUUCCUUUUCCUGAGAAUUUCGGAAGAUUUUCUAUCCAGCUGGCCUCUCGAUGCCCCAUCUGUCUAUGUGCUGAACAAUCCCAAUCACAUUGCCUUUACUCCUGCAACAAAGUCAGAGGCAUUUGGGACUAUUUUAUGGGGACUCUGUCAAUUCUAAGAACUGACAAUCCUAAUAUUGGACAUAUGUUUUCUGUUGGUGGCUUUCAGCAAAAGAGAACUCUUUGAAGGGUAUAAUUGUUUGGUUUAUCUGGAAAGCUUACAACGCUACAGUGUGGGAAGAUCAAACUUUUGAAUCAGGAAAAAUUAUCUUUAACAUCAAAGAGUACUGUAAGAAAUGGAUAUUUACGCUCCCUAAAAUUAUCUGGAAGUACAUCCAUCCUUUUACUUUGAGGCGGCUCUCUGUUGAUGCGGCUUUCAAAGAUGGAUGUUGUGCAGGUGGAGCGAUUCUCUAAGAUGAAAGGGGGGACAUGAUUGCUGGUUUUUUCACGCCGAUUCGAGCAAAGACCAUCCUUCAAGCGGAAAUGUAAGUAGUUCUCACUGCCCUGAACUGGUGCCUUAAGGGGUGUUUGGAAAUGAUUCUGCUUCUUUUUUAAAAGCAGAAGCAGAAUCAGAAUCAGUUUUCAGAAGUUGAUACCCCCAGCUUCUAAAAAACUGAUUCUGAGAGUAAAUUAGAGCUCCAGAAGUGCUUCUGGAAUUUCACCCAAACACUUUAGCUUCUGCUUCUGCUCCCUGAAGGAGCAGAAUCAGUUUUGAAAAUCAGAUCCAAACACCCCUAAAUCUGGCUUCUCUAAACUUCAGCUUGAAUCAGAUUCAGAGAUGACAGUUAAGCUCCUUAUGCGGAAAUAGAGUAUACCAGCCUUUCUUCAAGCUGAUGCGUUAGUUCAAAGACUUUGUGCGUCUCUUGAUGUCCGAAUUUAGUCACACACUCUCUUGCUCAGCUUGGGAUUAUUUCGGAUGGUUUUAGAAAGUUCACUUCUAUCAAUAAGGUUCCGGAUUCAAUUGUCACUCUUAUUAAUCUGGACAAAAAUGGAAUUCCCAAUUUUAGACAAUAGAUUUGUUUUUAUUACUUUGUCCCAUUGAAUUCUGCAAACUUUCUUUUUUGGGUUGUCCCAAAAAAUCCUUCCAAAUUCCACUUUUACAAAAAAUAUGUGGUUCACAUUCAUUCACCUUUUUUCUUACACAACUACAAUUAGGGGUGGGCAAAAAUCCCGGUCCCGGUGUUCUAAAUCGAAAAAUCCCGAUACCGUUCCGAAACUAUCCCGAUCCAUUUAGGACGCAAUUAUUUCAUCCCGAACAGGUCCCGUUCCGAUAUUAUUCGGGACGAGACUGGGAUAACUAUAAUAUCAUGUCCCAUCCCGGUGUCCCGUUUGACAUUAAUAUGUUAUUUUAAAUUUCUAAUGCUAUUUAAUAGCUAAACCCAAUUAAAACUUUCUAGUCCUUAGUCUCCCUAGGGUAAUUUUAUCUAAUUUCAUGUCUCUCUUAGUCUCGUUUCUUUUGUUUCUCUUGAUUAAAAUUUGUUUAAUUAGUUCUCAAUGCAACUACUACUCCAAAUUAUAGUGUUGUUAUAGAUUUAUUAUUUUCCAAAAUAACUACAGGAAAAUAUAUAUUUAGUGUCUUUAUAGAUAUGAUAUUUAAUUUAAUGUGGCAUUCAAAAAUUACAAGUGUACUACAAAGUAUAAAAAAUAUUUUGAACUACUAUUCUACUAGAGGAAACACAAGAUUAGGGGACCAAAAAAAAUUACAAGACAAAAACUAAAAAAAGUUCUUUAAAGUUUUACUUAACUUUUUAGGGAAGCUAAAUUUGCAAAAAUAGUUACGUCUUUAUUUUAAUGUUAUGCUUAUUUUUAUAUCACAUUUCACAAAUGCAUAUUUUUAUGGGACACCCCGAACCGUCCCGGUUUUUCUCGGGUUGUCCCGGUCCCGUUUUAAAUGGGACAACAUUGGGAUAAAGACUUAUCCUGUACCGUACCGUUAUUAUAAAACCGGGACGGGAUCGGGAUAGGUCAAAUCCCGAACCGUCCCGAACCGUGCCCACCCUAACUACAAUCAUACAUUUCCACUUUAAUCUCACUUUCUAAAUUUGCGAGCAAGGUUUGACUUGGAAGAAUUUAUUGGGACGGAGGUAGUAUCUUAAUUUUAUCGUUAUUUAUCUAGCUUUUUGGAAAAUUGUGUAAGGUAUAAUACAUCCCCUGAAUAUACCUAAUUACUGUUGCCGGCACUGUUUGGAACUGGCCCGGCUGGGCCCGGUUCGGCCCAUUUUUUGUUUUUUUUUCAAUUUUUUUUUGUUUUUCCC
Molecule: messenger RNA, 2924 nt
Organism: Cuscuta epithymum
Lineage: Eukaryota; Viridiplantae; Streptophyta; Magnoliopsida; Solanales; Convolvulaceae
Source: the annotation of a GenBank genome assembly